Molecule: messenger RNA, 468 nt
Organism: Manacus vitellinus (golden-collared manakin)
Lineage: Eukaryota; Metazoa; Chordata; Aves; Passeriformes; Pipridae
Product: feather keratin Cos2-2-like
Exons: 2
Coding region: 55-378 (107 amino acids)
Cellular component (GO): intermediate filament
Molecular function (GO): structural constituent of cytoskeleton
Source: RefSeq, a predicted model, not a curated record
CCCUUCUGUCACCUCCUUCUCCUCAGCAAGCCGGUGCAGCCCCAGGCUCCAGCCAUGUCGUGCCCUGAGAAGUGCCAGCAGUGCCAGCCCUGCAACCCUUGCUGCCAGCCCUGCGGCCCGACCCCGCUGGCCAACAGCUGCAAUGAGUGCUGUGUCAGGCAGUGCCAGAGCUCCACCGUCGUCAUUGAGCCGCCGGCUGUGCUGGUGACCCUGCCCGGGCCCAUCCUCAGCUCCUUCCCACAGAACACCGUGGUGGGAUCCUCCACCUCCGCUGCCGUUGGCAGCAUCCUCAGCUCUGACGGAGUGCCCAUCAACUCCGGGGGCUUUGACCUCUCCUGCAUCACCAGCUGCUACCGUGGCAGAUGUCCCCCCUGCUAAAGCCCCUGCAAACCUCCUUGGCCAACAACCUGCAAGACCUCUCAUCAUGCUGCUGCACUGAAAACACAACGCUGGGACAUUGCAUUUAGA